AUGUCGGCGGAUCCUGAAAGCUUCACAUCGCGGCGCCCUGCCGCAAAUGCACUGCCGGCUUUCUCUCUGCCGCCUCCGAAUGUUGAUGUACCAAGUAUGGCCAGACAAUCCCUCUACCCUCUUCCUGUAGGCAACCAGUCGGACUCGUUUCACAACCCUCGGGAUACCGACUCGGGUGGCUAUUCCUAUCAUACGUCUUAUUCUCCCCAUCACGGUUCCUUUCCCGAUCGCCGCGUUUCGUCUUCGCCCAGUAUUCUGACCCCUUCGCCAGGAGCCAGUGAAGAUCUGAGCCCUAGUAUUUCUAGUGUGAACACAGGUAGUUCCCAGGGUUCCCAAGCAGCAGGUGGAAUGUAUUCGUAUAGUGGCCUUCAAGGUAACUGGUCCGCGCAAAACAACUCCGCCUACACUGUCAGUUCUGCAACUCAGGCCCCGCCGACCCUCGGCCAGCAGCAUUUCAGUAUUCGAAGCCAGUCCAUGUACAGCCAAGGCCCCGGAAUACAUCAGUACAACCACCCGCGAAGCUCCCAAUCACCAGCUACUGGAGGUGAAGGUCUUCCAGCACCCCCUUAUGAUCAGGUACACCAUCCUUUCCAGACUCCCAUCUCAGGGGGAGGCGGCCAGACCACUUCACCAGGAUUGUCGACAUCCCAUCAUGCUCAGAAUACAAUUCUUGCUUCGCAAAACUCGGUUUCUACACAACCCCCCGCCCAUUCGAACGUAUCAGCACAUACGGAUUCCUAUACGCAUUCGAGACCCCCGAGCACACCGAGCUAUUAUACAGCUUCCUCUACACCCCAACAGCCAGGCUUCUCAUCCUACCAUGCUCAGCCUUCGCCGACCCAGCAGUCACCACCGGGCCAUGGCCCUGUUCCCCGAGGUAUGGGAUCAGCUGGCAUGGCGCCCCCUAAUGCAUUUCGACAUUAUCCUGCCUAUCAGCCGCUUCCCAACAUGGGCGGGCCAGCUAUCAUGUCAAACAUCCACCAGCCAGGUAGUCAAAUGUCGAUGAUUCCAGGCAUGGGCGUGCCUCCGUAUGGACCUAUGCUUUAUGGCGGACACGGCCCGGCUACUCCGCAAUCAGAGCGACCUUUCAAGUGUGAUCAGUGCACUCAAUCGUUCAGUCGUAACCAUGAUCUGAAGCGCCACAAGCGAAUCCAUCUGGCUGUUAAGCCUUUCCCUUGUACAUUUUGCAGCAAGAGCUUUUCUCGAAAAGAUGCCCUCAAGAGACACCGACUUGUCAAGGGUUGCGAGAACAAGGCCAACGAGGCCAUCAACGCAGACAGCAAUGGGACAGAUCGAAGUGGAGAGGAAAACGACAGUCCUGUGAAGCGCGAACAGUAA
Fusarium pseudograminearum CS3096 is the source of this 1338-nucleotide messenger RNA. RefSeq lists its product as uncharacterized. Gene Ontology annotation, molecular function: RNA polymerase II transcription regulatory region sequence-specific DNA binding; DNA-binding transcription factor activity, RNA polymerase II-specific. Gene Ontology annotation, biological process: regulation of transcription by RNA polymerase II. Bases 1 to 1338 code for a protein of 445 amino acids. Gene Ontology annotation, cellular component: nucleus. The record is from RefSeq and is a predicted model, not a curated record. The transcript is spliced from 2 exons. Lineage: Eukaryota; Fungi; Ascomycota; Sordariomycetes; Hypocreales; Nectriaceae.